Globicephala melas (long-finned pilot whale) is the source of this 6834-nucleotide messenger RNA. RefSeq names its product GRB10 interacting GYF protein 1 (gene GIGYF1). Gene Ontology annotation, molecular function: protein binding. NCBI's taxonomy places the organism in Eukaryota, Metazoa, Chordata, Mammalia, Artiodactyla, Delphinidae. Gene Ontology annotation, biological process: insulin-like growth factor receptor signaling pathway. The record is from RefSeq and is a predicted model, not a curated record. Gene Ontology annotation, cellular component: cytosol.
AGAGGAGCGGCCGCCGCGGGAGCGCCAGCGCCCCCUCCCCCGCUGCCGCCGCCCCCCGGCCCGCCGCGCGUCGCCAACGCCCCGGGACCGGAGCCUCGCGCCGCCCGCCCGCCGCGUUUCCCUGCUUCUCACACCGGGAGCCAGCGCUUUUUCUCAGUUCGCUCCUUGCAACCAGGACAGAAGGGCGACGGCUGAAGUGGGAAGCGCCCGGCGGCCAGCCGCCUUUGCCACUCCCUGGAGGGGUGGGAGGAGUUGUGGAGUCUUGGAGUCGAUGGGAACUGUGGAGGUGCUCCGGUCCCGCCUCCGCCCCAGCCAGUGAGGGAAGCCCUUACACGGCUCCCUGAGACCCUGCCCUCCCCCCAUCUGCUUGGCACCACCAGGGAUGUGCCGCCUCCUGAGAGCCGCCUCCGCUGUUCCUUAGAGGGACGGGUCGCUGCCACCACCACAACCGCUUCUGACAGCCUCAGUAACUCUGACCUUAUUCCUGCUUUGUGGUGAGGGAGCCUUCUUCCUAGCUUGUAUCACGGUAACGUCGUUCCCUCCUUGGCUCUCUGUCCUUACGAUCGGGCUCUUCCAAUCCCAGGGACCGGGCCUCGGUGUUGACUCCGGUCUGGUGAGUGAGCCCUGGGCACGCUGGCUGGAGUGGCCGGCCACGGCCUUCAGCGUGCCCCACCUCAGGCUCUGGAAUAGCCCCCGCUCCCCUUGUACUGGGUCUCUCCCCAAACUGAGUCUCUGGAUUCUAGCUGCCAAGCGGCCAGACCUGAGUGUUCUCAGGGGAGAGGUAAUUUGGCUCCCAGACAAACUUCUCACCCUCUUAAUAACUGGCCUUUUCUCUCUCUAGAACAUUUGGGACUCCAGUGGGUUUUUUGCUUGUGUGUGUGUGUGUUUUAUCUUUGUCCUGAACAUCCACGUGUAUCUCAGGCACCCUUCACUGAAUGCUGGGCCACUUGGCGAGAGUGCCGAGCUGUCGGGAGGUGCCUGGCGUUCCCUGCCACACCCCCAGCACCUCCGCCGGGCUCGGCCGAGUGAACUGGCUGCUCGAGAGGCCUGACGAGUGGAGGGCGGCGAUGAGGAGGAGCAGGGCCUGGGCCGCCCUGUGCCCCGUCACCAGCGGCCUCCAGGCAGCUGUGGGCCUUCUCGUUAUGCAGGACGGAGGAGGGCUGGAGGCAGGGAGGCCUGCCUCACCUUUAAUUUAACCCCACUUCCUUUUCUUCGCCCCUCAAUAAGGAUCUCUCCCAGACGUGAAGGUCCCUCCCUGGGCACUGCUCUGGUCAGACCAACAUCCAGUUGCCUGGGGACCCUGGUUCACUCCAGCACAGGCCCUUGCCUGGAGAGAGCCCAGCCCCUGCCCUGCCUGCUUCCCUGGGCAAGGCUGCCAGGUGUUUGGAGAGUGAACACCCGGUACCCCCUCCCCUGCUCAUCCCCUCGACCUCUAGGACACGCCCAGCUCCACAAUGGCAGCAGAGACCCUCAACUUUGGGCCUGAGUGGCUGAGGGCCCUUUCUAGUGGUGGCAGUGUGGCCUCCCCACCCCCAUCCCCCGCCAUGCCCAAAUACAAGCUGGCCGACUAUCGCUACGGGCGAGAGGAGAUGCUGGCCCUCUAUGUCAAGGAGAGCAAGGUCCCCGAUGAGCUGCAAGACAAGGAGUUUGCUGCGGUGCUGCAGGAGGAGCCGCUGCAGCCCCUGGCGCUGGAGCCUCUGACUGAGGAGGAGCAGAGAAACUUCUCCCUGUCAGUGAACAGUGUGGCUGUGCUGAGGCUGAUGGGGAAAGGGGCUGGUCCCCCCCUAGGUGGCGCCUCCCGUGGCAGGGGCAGCACGCGGAGCCGAGGCCGCGGCCGCGGUGACAGUUGCUUUUACCAAAGAAGCAUUGAAGAAGGCGAUGGGGCCUUUGGCCGAAACCCCCGGGAGAUCCAGCGUAGCCAGAGUUGGGAUGACAGAAGCGAGAGGCGGUUUGAGAAGUCGGCCAGGAGGGAUGGAGCGCGAUCCGGGUUUGAUGAGGGAGGGGCUGGCCCGAGGAAGGAGCAUGCCCGCUCAGAUAGCGAGAACUGGCGUUCUCUCCGGGAGGAACAAGAGGAAGAGGAGGAGGGCAGCUGGAGACUUGGGGCAGGACCCCGGCGAGAUGGCGACCGCUGGCGCUCUGCCAGCCCUGAUGGCGGCCCCCGCUCUGCUGGCUGGCGGGAACAUGGGGACCGGCGUCGGAAGUUUGAAUUUGAUUUGCGAGGGGAUCGAGGAGGGUGUGGUGAAGAGGAGGGGAGGGGUGGGGGGGGCGGCUCUCACCUCCGGAGGGGCCGAGGGCCUGACGGCUUUGAUGACGACAAGGAUGGGCUCCCGGAGUGGUGUCUGGACGAUGAGGAUGAAGAAAUGGGCACUUUCGAUGCCUCCGGGGCCUUCUUGCCUGUCAAGAAGGGCCCCAAGGAGCCCAUUCCUGAGGAGCAGGAGCUCGACUUCCAGGGUCUGGAGGAAGAGGAGGAAGAGCCUUCCGAAGGGCUGGACGAGGAGGGGCCUGAGGCGGGUGGGAAAGAACUGACCCCACUGCCUCCUCAGGAGGAGAAGUCCAGCUCCCCAUCCCCACUGCCCAGCUUGGGCCCACUCUGGGGAGGCAACGGGGAAGGCGAUGAUGCUCUGGAGAAAGACCUGCCGGCAGCUGAAGGAGACGAUAUGAGGGCAGUGCAGCUGAGUCCUGGGGUGGGUUCACCCCCUGGCCCACCUGGAGAUCUGGAAGAUGAUGAAGGCUUGAAGCACCUGCAGCAGGAGGCGGAGAAGCUCGUGGCCUCCCUGCAGGACAGCUCCCUGGAGGAGGAGCAGUUCACAGCCGCCAUCCAGGCCCAGGGCCUGCGCCACUCUGCAGCUGCCACCGCCCUCCCCCUCAGCCAUGGCGCGGCCCGGAAGUGGUUCUACAAGGACCCGCAGGGGGAGAUCCAAGGCCCCUUCACGACACAGGAGAUGGCAGAGUGGUUCCAGGCGGGCUAUUUCUCUAUGGCCCUGCUUGUGAAGCGGGGCUGUGAUGAGGGCUUCCAGCCGUUGGGUGAGGUGAUCAAGAUGUGGGGUCGUGUGCCCUUUGCCCCUGGGCCCUCACCACCCCCACUGCUGGGAAACAUGGACCAGGAGCGGCUGAAGAAGCAGCAGGAGCUGGCGGCAGCCGCCUUGUACCAGCAGCUGCAGCACCAGCAGUUUCUGCAGCUGGUCGGCAGCCGCCAGCUCCCGCAGUGUGCGCUCCGGGAAAAGGCGGCUCUGGGGGACCUGCCGCCGCCGCCGCAGCAGCAGCUCACCGCGUUCCUGCAGCAGCUCCAAGCUCUCAAGCCCCCCAGGGGUGGGGACCAGAACUUGCUCCCGACGAUGAACCGGUCCCUGUCAGCGCCAGACUCGGGCCCCCUCUGGGACAUACAUACCUCAGCCUCAUCACAGUCAGGCGGUGAGGCCAGUCUUUGGGACAUACCAAUUAACUCUUCGACUCAGGGUCCAAUUCUAGAACAACUCCAGCUGCAGCAUAAAUUCCAGGAGCGCAGAGAAGUGGAGCUCAGGGCGAAGCGGGAGGAGGAGGAGCGCAAGCGCCGAGAGGAGAAGCGCCGCCAGCAGCAGCAGGAGGAGCAGAAGCGGCGGCAGGAAGAAGAGGAGCUGUUUCGGCGCAAGCAGGUGCGGCAGCAGGAGCUCCUGCUGAAGCUGCUCCAGCAGCAGCAGGCGGUGGCUGCCGUCCCUGUGCCUCCUGCGCCCAGUUCCCCGCCCCCCCUGUGGGCCGGCCUGGCCAAGCAGGGCCUGUCGAUGAAGACGCUGCUGGAGCUGCAGCUGGAGGGCGAGCGGCAGAUGCAUAAGCAGCCCCCGCCUCGGGAGCCUUCGCGGGCCCAGGCUCCCAACCACCGCGUGCAGCUCGGGGGCCUGGGCGCCACCCCCCUGAACCAGUGGGUGUCUGAGGCUGGGCCGCUGUGGGGCGGGCCCGACAAGAGUGGGGGCAGCAGCGGCCUGGGGCUCUGGGAGGACACCCUCAAGAGCAGCGGGAGCCUGGCCCGCAGCCUGGGCCUGAAGAACAGCCGCAGCAGCCCCUCUCUCAGUGACUCGUACAGCCACCUGUCGGGUCGGCCUGUGCGCAAAAAGACGGAAGAGGAAGAGAAGCUGCUGAAGCUGCUCCAGGGCAUCCCCCGGCCCCAGGAUGGCUUCACCCAGUGGUGUGAGCAGAUGCUGCACACGCUGAGCACCACGGGCAGCCUGGACGUGCCCAUGGCUGUAGCGAUCCUCAAGGAGGUGGAAUCCCCCUACGACGUCCAUGACUAUAUCCGUUCCUGCCUGGGGGACACGCUGGAAGCCAAAGAAUUUGCCAAACAAUUCCUGGAGCGGAGGGCCAAGCAGAAGGCCAGCCAGCAGCGGCAGCAGCAGCAGGAGGCUUGGCUGAGCAGUGGCUCCCUGCAGACAGCCUUUCAGACCAACCACAGCACCAAACUCGGCUCUGGGGAGGGCAGCAAAGCCAAGAGGCGGGCACUGAUGCUGCACUCGGACCCCAGCAUCUUGGGGUACUCCCUGCAUGGACCUUCUGGUGAGAUCGAGAGCGUGGAUGACUACUGACCAGCCCGUCCCACCAGCACCCUGGGCUAUAGGCCAGGGGCAGCAGCAACGGCUUGGACCCCUGGGUCCCCGGCCUGCAGGCUCCCCACGAGGAGCAUAGGAGGAAGCAGGGGCAGGGUCCCCAGCACUUGUUACAAACCACACGAUGCACCUUAACUCACCCACCACGAGGCACUUUACAGAUUGGGGGGAAGGGUUUUUUUGUUUUGUUUUUGUUUUUAAUUUUAAACAACAUUGAAGAAAACAUUAGAGACAAAAAAAAAUUGUUAAGAAGGAGACUCUAAGCACUCCCUUUCCCUUUUGGGGAUGGGGGAGCAACAAUGGAAGAUCCACAGAGGUUUUUGUUUCGUUUUUUUUUCUUUUUUUUUCUUUUUUUUUAAGAAAAAAGAAAAACAAAAAAAAAUGGUUAGGAGACUGAAAGAAAAAACACACUGUUAUUUUGGGGCAGUGGGGACACGGGCCCCACGGACCUGUCCUGCCUGGCCCCCGAGGCUGCACUUACCCUUCCUGCCCCACACGGUGGGCCACUGGGGUAACUGGAAGCUGGGGUGCCAGCAGUUUGCACAGCGAGGCCCCCUCAGCCCCGCCGGCCGGACCCGCUGUGAACGGCUCCCUUGUUGCUGUGACUGUGGCAGAGGUGUCUGAGGUGGGGGCCGAAGUAGCCCCUUGGCUUCGCUGCUUCUGGGGAAAGUUGCACAAAUGGGCCAGGCCGCCUCAGCGCCCCAGGCUGCCGCCCUGCACUGGCUGACAGGGUGGAUGGGAGAGGGUCGGCAGUGCCAACCUCAUCUGGCUGUCAGGCCGGCAGAACUUCCACUCUGGCCCUGGUGAGGGGCUUCCCCCUCCGCUGCCAUUCGGGGGGCCGGCCUGGGUGCGAAGCUGAAAGUUCCAGCUCCCUGCCUUGCCACAUGAAUGUAUUCUCUGGGCCACGAGCCCCUGCUGCGCCCGCUGCCUCAACCCGAGAGAGGUGGGGGCGGAGCAGUUCCUCCAGGAGCUGGAGAGAGAGGCGCCACUUCAUGACUGUUGUUCCUCCUGUGAAGGGGGCAGGCGAGGGGCCAAGGAGGCCACGGAGUGGGCCGCUUGGGGCUUCUGGUUGCAGUGCGGGGCUGUUAUAAGGGAGCCCCCCACCUGCAGCCAGCUGUGUGGGACAUGGACCACCCAGCUCGGCCCUGACCCCUCCAUUGACCAAAUGGGAGAGGAGCAAGCGGCCUCUCCCCUCCCUGCUCCCCUCAUGUUUUUAAAUGUUGGGUAGGGUGGGGUGUCAAGAAUGGGAGUGUCUAUCUCUCCUGGGUCGGGGGUAGGCUGCCCUUCACCAACUUAUUCCCAAUCACCUACCUGGGUUUGUCUCCAUUUGGGUUGUUUUUUUUUUUUUUUUUUAAAGUUUGUUGUAUCUUUUGGAUUUCUCAUUUAACUUCUCCCGUGGACCUCAUUGCUCAGAGCGCAGUAUUAGGGCAAGAUUCUGCCACUGCCUCCCUCCAUGAAUGUAUUUAUCCUUCCUGCCCUGGGGAAAUGGGGAGUGGCCCCAGUUUUCUUUCCCCAUCUAUCCCCAGAGAGAUGAUUUUUUUAACUUUUUUUUUUUUUUUUUUUGCACCAAAGUGGCAACUGGGUCAGUGUUGGGGGAUAAAGCUGGCCUCGGGGGUGGAGGGGCCCCCUCCACCUGCUUCUCCCUGGUUUCAACAGUGUUAGCGUCCGUGAAAAGACAAUAUUCUCUCUAAAGCAAUAAGGGGGUGAUGGGCCAGGGGGAAAUGUCUUGCUGCUGCUGGCCCCCCAGCUCCCCCUUUCCUCGAGCCAGUAUUUGGUGGCAUUAGAGGUGUUGGGGGAGUACUGUUGUGACUGAAUGUAACUGCCCCCACCCCUGCCGCAGCCAAUGCAGGGGGAGGGGGGAUGACACUCUUCCCCGUCUCUUCCUUCCCCUCCCCCCCAGCUAAAGAGACUUUGAAUUUAGGGGGCCCUUGAGCCUGGAGAGGCCUUAACCCUGUGAGGAAGUGUAGGGGGAGCCCUCUCCCACCCCCAUCCCCUUCUGAGAGUGGUCAAUGUUUACAAGCCCCUGAGCCCCCCAGCCCAGGGACUCAGGCCCCUUGCUGUCCUUUCCCAGCCCGUCUUCCUGGGCCCCGGCUGCUCCCCCGCCCUUCCUGGGGUUAGGGUGGGUGCAGGGGUCAUUCUGUAUCCUUGUCUGCCUUGUACCCACCAUCUCCCCAACCUGUGUGACUCCCUUCUCGUCUACCUGCCUCUGUAAAUACUCUGCUUCCCCCCAAUAAAACUUGGUGUGUGUUCUCCCCUCCUG